This is a messenger RNA of Cucurbita pepo subsp. pepo (vegetable marrow), 807 nucleotides long. RefSeq lists its product as uncharacterized. NCBI's taxonomy places the organism in Eukaryota, Viridiplantae, Streptophyta, Magnoliopsida, Cucurbitales, Cucurbitaceae. The record is from RefSeq and is a predicted model, not a curated record.
AUUAGGGUCGUUAAGAUAGUAUUAGAAUCUGUAUUUCCAAUUACCACACCGAACUCUUCUUUUCUUCUCUUCUUCGGUCGUAAUUCUAUGACAUGGACGGCGGUCUGAACAAGAUCGUUCCCGUACUCAUCGCCCUCUUCCUACUCACUUUCCUACUUCUCGUCGCUCAGAUCCUCUACCUUCUCUUGCGACGGCGCCACCAACACGGCGCCGCCGAUCCCAAUGAAAAAUGCUUCUACUUUUUCUGUUGGAGGAACCAAUUGCGGAUAGAACCAAAGGAAAUCGCGUGCAUUUCAAAAACCCACCAUAAUUUCGAAGCGGCGGCGGUGGUGGUGGAGGAGUGGCAGGAGCUGGGCGGACCGUCGAGAACGCUUUUCACUAUCCAGGAAGAGGAGGAGAGUGAAGGAAUCGAAUCUUCGAGUACGAUGUCGUUUCAUACGCCCUGUGGUUCUCCUGCCUACUACUUCACCCCGUCGCCGUCGCCUACUCGUGAAGCCGGCAACUUUCCGGUGGAUGGUGAUUGUUGGGACCACAAUCGAACGACGCCGUUUUUGGCUAUUGAAAUUAGCAGCCACUGAUUACACACACUCUACGAGUUACACGAGCGAUGAUUCCGGCUUUCAACUCUCUUGGAUGACAUGGCGGUCCACCAAUUGCAUGACUUUUCUGCCACGUCAGCUACGCUCAGGAAAGAGUAGGACCCACACAACCGAUGGGUUACUUUAAUAUUUUAUCUUUUACCUUUUGCUCUUUUCUGGUUGGAGUAAUCUAGUGCGGGUAGGUGUAGGUGCACAUUUUUUAAGGGAA